Messenger RNA from Pyrgilauda ruficollis (rufous-necked snowfinch), 2976 nucleotides. It is a transcript of the gene NYAP2, whose product is annotated as neuronal tyrosine-phosphorylated phosphoinositide-3-kinase adaptor 2. The record is from RefSeq and is a predicted model, not a curated record. The transcript is spliced from 6 exons. Bases 10 to 2154 code for a protein of 714 amino acids. Gene Ontology annotation, biological process: neuron projection morphogenesis; phosphatidylinositol 3-kinase/protein kinase B signal transduction. Lineage: Eukaryota; Metazoa; Chordata; Aves; Passeriformes; Passeridae.
UCCUGCAAGAUGAUGAGUUCUAAUCAGGAGGAGGUCACUUUGGGCGCUUUUCUCCAGUAUAUUGAAGAUAUGGGGAUGAAGGCCUAUGAUGGCUUGGUCAUACAGAAUGCAUCAGACAUUGCUCGAGAGAAUGAUCGCAUGAGGAAUGAAACAAACCUGGCUUACUUGAAAGAAAAGAGUGAAAAACGCCGAAAGCAAGAAGAAGCAAUAAAACGCAUAGGUGGAGAAGUAGCAAGAGGAAAUGAAGGCAGCUACGUGGGGAAACAUUUCCGCAUGGGAUUUAUGACAAUGCCUGCUCCUCAGGACAGACUGCCACACCCCUGCUCCAGUGGCUUCACUGUCAGAUCCCAGUCUCUUCAUUCAGUUGGAGGAACUGAUGAUGAAAGCAGCAGCUCUCGAAAGCAGCCGCCUCCAAAACCGAAGCGAGACCCCAACACCAAACUGAGCACCUCGUCUGAAACAGUCAACACUGGAACAACAAGCAAAAGUGGGAAACUACCAGACAGGACUGAAGUGUCAGCCAAACCAAGACCUCACAGUGAUGAGUACACAAAGAAGAUUCCACCUCCUAAGCCGAAACGAAACCCAAACACUCAGCUAAGCACAUCUUUUGAUGAAACAUAUAUCAAAAAGCAUGGCCCUAUGAAGACAAGCCUCACUAGGGAUGCCUCACUCUCGCAGGUCAGCAGUCCUGCUCCAGACACAGAGGAAGAAGAGCCUGUUUAUAUUGAAAUGGUUGGGAAUAUUCUCAGAGACUUCAAAAAAGAUGAGGAUGACCAAAGCGAAGCGGUCUAUGAGGAGAUGAAAUACCCUAUAUUUGAUGACGUAGGCCAAGACUCAAAAUGUCAAUGUGAAUAUGACCAUCACACUUGUUCUUCUCAGUGUGCUACUCCCACAGUGCCUGACCUAGAUUUCACCAAGUCUCCAGUGCCAUCUACUCCCAAGGGCUUGCUUUGUGACAUACCCCCGCCAUUUCCAAACCUGCUUUCUCACAGACCUCCACUGCUGGUGUUCCCACCAGCACCAGUGCAGUGCUCCCCGAAUUCUGACGAGUCUCCUCUAACUCCACUAGAGGUCACAAAGCUUCCUGUCCUAGAAAAUGUGUCUUACAUCAAACAGCAAGCUGGAGCUUCUCCAUCUUCACUGCCACCUCAUACACCAGGCCAUCAAAAACUGGAGAAAGACCAGACAGUAUCUCAUGGAACUAGCACCCCUGGGCACACCUCCUCACCUCCUCAUCCUUCUACCUUAUACAGAACGCAGUCUCCACACGGUUAUCCUAAAAGUCACUCUGCCUCACCUUCUCCUGUCAGUAUGGGUAGGUCUCUUACCCCCUUAAGCCUCAAAAGACCUCCACCUUAUGACUCUGUACAUUCAGGAAGUCUCUCAAGAAGCUCUCCAUCAGUGCCUCAUUCUACAGCCAGAAACACAUUGCAAGAAGGAGGGAAGAUGGUCAGUGUGUCGGUCAGCACCUACGGGUCAUCCUCUCAGAGCAGUUCCCGCUCUCGCACACCCACCAGUCCUCUGGAGGAGCUAACCAGCCUCUUCACCUCAGGACGAAGUCUCCUGAGGAAAUCCUCCAGUGGCAGAAGAUCUAAGGAACCUGCAGAAAAACCACUAGAUGAGCUGAAGAUCAGGAGCCACAGCACUGAGCCACUACCAAAGCUGGAAAACAAAGAGAGAGGUCAUCAUGGGACAGCUUCCUCCAGGGAGCCAGGGAAAGCUCAGGAAUGGGAUGGAACACCAGGCCCCCCCAUGGUGUCCAGCAGGCUGGGGAGAUCCUCUGUCAGCCCAACCAUGCUGGCUGGAGGCAACAGCUCAGAGUCCAAGUCCAGCUGCCGGCUGGGCCGCUCCGCGUCCACGUCAGGAGUGCCUCCUCCGUCGGUGGCGCCGCUCAGGCAGCCCGGCGACCUCCAGCCGAGCCAGGUGACGUGCAUGCAGUGGUUGCAAGGGGACCAUACGAUGCUGGACAUGAUUGAAAAAAAGCGUUGCCUCUGCAAAGAGAUCAAAGCUCGACAGAAAUCAGAGAAAGGACUCUGCAAACAGGACAGCAUGCCUAUUUUGCCGAGUUGGAAAAAGAAUGCUGGGACCAAGAAAUACAGCCCUCCUCCUUAUUCCAAACAACAAACUGUUUUCUGGGACACUGCAAUUUGACAGGCCUGUGGAGGAUGCCCUCUCCACUGUGUGGCACCAAGCACAGGUAGCCUGCUUUCUUUAAAAGGCAAAGGCUCUAACCUAAGACUUACCUGCAGGUGGUGAACUUCCUAGGAAAAAACACACCAGUACAGUGCUCACCUGUCAAUCAAGAGAGAUAUUUAAGUUUCCGACUGGAUUAAGGCAUACAUAUUUAUCCAGGAUUUUUUUGGAUCCAGAAGAUAUCAAAAUGUAAAUAUUUGACCAAUAUAUUGAAAACACCCAAACGAAUACACUGUUUAAAUAUAUAAAUAUAUAUAUAUAAAUUCAAAAAUUUAUGGAGAAUUUUACUAUAUAAUGUUACUGUUAUACUGUUUUAUUACCUAUUUUCUAUGUUCUAUUCUACUGUUCACCCCCGCCCCUGCCGCCACUGUUUUAUUUCUCUGACCUGCCUAGAUGUGGCCUCUGUACAAAAGCAUGUGGUUGUACGUGUUGUUGGAGAGGACAAUGUACAAAACAACUCGGUGCUAGGGCUGUAGAAGAUAGCUAGAGUCGUACUUGUUAGGUGUCCUUAGCUAGGGGGGUGGGAUGGACAAAGGAGAGAGUUCUGGUGGGAAACAGCAAACCUGCAAGCACUGAAAGUACAAGUGCUCAGUGUGGGUGCCCAAGUUGCAUUUAAAAUAUUAAUUGUUCUGCAUCUGUUUUCCCAUAAUGGUAACCAGAUUAAUUGUCCUUGGUUCUAUAUGAACCAUUUACUAAAAUGAUUUGGCCAAGGAACUAAAUUUUCUGCAGCAGGGCCUGCGACAGAAUCUCUUCCUUGAAGACGUUCCAUUGAUUAGCAGA